AAACUAAUGUUUGUUUGGUUUUUUUCGGGAAACGGCAGCGAUAGGGCACAAACGUCAGGUUUAUAUAAGCUAUUAGGAAAUUCGCAUCGCUUCUCUCUCAUAUUUACGAUAGUGGUUAAUGUGGUAUUCUGUGGUGGGUUGAAGCUUAGUCUCCAGUUUUCUCUUUGCGCACUCUUACAGUCGGUAACCCCACAGUUCCGACAGAGCUCUCAUGGCUGCCAGAAGAGUCGUGGUCUUCCCCUCCUCAGCGGAGCUUGGCCCAGCGUUGGCCCAUCUGGUGACAUCGCGGGCUGAGAAGGCCAUCGCCUCUCAUGGCAGAUUCACCCUGGGUCUGUCUGGAGGAAGCCUCGUGUCCAUGCUCAGCAAAGAGCUGCUCGCACUACCACAGCUGGACUGUAGCAAGUGGGUGGUCGGUUUCUGUGAUGAGAGAUUGGUUUCGUUUGAUGAUCCUGAGAGCACCUAUGGGCUGUAUAAGAGUCAGUUGUUUUCCAGAGUCAACAUCCCAGAUAGUGGGAUCUUAACCAUCAACUCCUCUCUGCCAGUAAACGAGUGUGCUGAAGAUUAUACCUGCAAACUGAAGGAGGCCUUCCCAGAUGAUGACAUCCCCGUGUUUGACCUGUUGCUGCUGGGUAUGGGGCCUGAUGGACACACCUGUUCCCUCUUCCCAGACCACCCUCUGCUGAAGGAAACAAAGAAGACUGUGGCCCCUAUCAGCGACUCUCCCAAACCACCAGCACAGCGUGUAACUAUGACGUUACCAGUGGUGAACGCUGCACGCUGUGUGGCUUUUGUAUCAACAGGAGGAAGCAAAGCAGCCAUUUUGAAGGAAGUGCUGGAGGGAAGAGAGGGUCCAGCAUUCCCUGCAGCUCGUGUUGUCCCAGCCACUGGCGAGCUGUUGUGGCUUUUUUGUUGACCCCCCCCCGCGCCUUAACUAUCCAGGUAGAGAGGCUAGGCCCGGGGGCCAAACUGUAGAACUUUUCAUCUGGUAAAUGGAGUCAAGAGGUCAGCACUGUUGUUAAUACUUGAAGAAAUGGGAAGAUAGUGCAGAACAUUCCUACUUUCUCUUGAAAGAUAACAAGAUAGGAAAUAGGGACUGAACAAAAAACUGAGGAUACUGUUGUAAUUUCCAUCAUAGGAUUGAGCACUUAUGAUGUGUGUAUGCAUCAGAGGUUUAGCUUUAUUCAAGUAAAGUUUAAAGAAGUCCCUCUCCACAGUAUGUUUUGCUUUGUGUUACUUAAGUUGGAUGUUUGAUCUCCACAGCAGAGUUUAGAAGCCAGUGUAGUCUGUGCAACAUGCAUAGGUGUGAUGUUGAAAAUGUGAAGCAUGCAGAGGAUGGACAUCGUUAAUACUAAAUAAAAAGUUGUGUUUCUGACAAACCAUAGACUAUAAAGGCUAUAAAAUAAAAAUAUUCAGAGCACAGUU
Monopterus albus (swamp eel) is the source of this 1422-nucleotide messenger RNA. It is a transcript of the gene pgls, whose product is annotated as 6-phosphogluconolactonase. The record is from RefSeq and is a predicted model, not a curated record. The transcript is spliced from 6 exons. Gene Ontology annotation, molecular function: 6-phosphogluconolactonase activity. NCBI's taxonomy places the organism in Eukaryota, Metazoa, Chordata, Actinopteri, Synbranchiformes, Synbranchidae. The coding region runs from base 212 to 913 and encodes 233 amino acids. Gene Ontology annotation, biological process: pentose-phosphate shunt; carbohydrate metabolic process.